Messenger RNA from Apodemus sylvaticus (European woodmouse), 8189 nucleotides. RefSeq names its product forkhead box K1 (gene Foxk1). The record is from RefSeq and is a predicted model, not a curated record. The transcript has 9 exons. Gene Ontology annotation, biological process: regulation of transcription by RNA polymerase II. Lineage: Eukaryota; Metazoa; Chordata; Mammalia; Rodentia; Muridae. Gene Ontology annotation, molecular function: DNA-binding transcription factor activity, RNA polymerase II-specific; protein binding; RNA polymerase II cis-regulatory region sequence-specific DNA binding. The coding region runs from base 37 to 2196 and encodes 719 amino acids.
UCGGCCGCCACCGGAGCCGCUCGGAGCUGCGCGAACAUGGCCGAAGUCGGCGAGGACAGCGGCGCCCGCGCCCUGCUGGCGCUGCGCUCGGCUCCCUGCAGCCCCGUGCUGUGCGCCGCGGCCGCGGCCGCCGCCUUCCCGGCCACCACGUCCCCGCCGCCGCCGGCGCAACCUCCACCCGGGCCGCCCGCGCUGCCCGCCGUGCCCGACCCCGGGCCGGUGCCCUCCACCGCCGCCACUGCCACCACCACCGCGCCCGCCCUGGUGGCCGCGGCCGCUGCCUCUGUGCGCCAGAGCCCCGGGCCGGUCCUGGCGCGCCUGGAGGGUCGGGAGUUCGAGUUCCUGAUGCGACAGCCUAGCGUCACCAUCGGCCGCAACUCGUCGCAGGGCUCGGUGGACCUGAGCAUGGGCCUGUCGAGCUUCAUUUCCCGGCGCCACCUGCAGCUCAGCUUCCAGGAGCCUCACUUCUAUCUUCGCUGUCUCGGCAAGAACGGCGUCUUCGUGGACGGGGCCUUCCAGAGGCGCGGAGCGCCCGCCCUGCAGCUACCCCAACAAUGCACCUUCCGGUUCCCGAGCACAGCCAUCAAGAUCCAGUUCACGUCCCUGUACCAUAAAGAGGAGGCCCCGGCAUCCCCCCUGCGGCCACUCUACCCACAGAUUUCCCCACUGAAGAUCCACAUUCCGGAGCCGGAUCUCCGGAGCCUCGUCAGCCCCAUCCCUUCCCCGACCGGCACCAUCAGUGUCCCCAACUCCUGUCCGGCGAGUCCUCGAGGGGCUGGGUCAUCCAGUUAUCGCUUCGUCCAGAAUGUGACCUCCGACCUUCAGCUGGCUGCAGAGUUCGCUGCGAAGGCAGCCUCCGAGCAGCAAGCAGACACGUCUGGCGGGGACAGCCCCAAGGACGAGUCGAAGCCACCGUACUCCUAUGCGCAGCUGAUCGUGCAAGCCAUCUCCUCAGCCCAGGACAGGCAGCUAACACUAAGUGGCAUCUACGCUCACAUCACCAAACAUUACCCUUACUACAGGACUGCCGACAAGGGCUGGCAGAACUCUAUCCGACACAACCUCUCUCUUAACCGCUACUUCAUCAAAGUCCCUCGGUCCCAGGAGGAGCCUGGGAAAGGCUCUUUCUGGCGAAUCGACCCUGCGUCCGAAGGCAAACUCGUGGAGCAAGCGUUCCGAAAGCGGAGACAGAGGGGAGUCUCCUGCUUCCGCACCCCCUUUGGACCUCUGUCCUCACGGAGUGCUCCAGCCUCACCCACCCACCCGGGACUCAUGUCCCCUCGUUCCAGUGGCCUGCAGACCCCAGAGUGCCUGUCUCGGGAGGGCUCCCCCAUUCCACAUGAUCCUGACUUGGGGUCAAAGUUAGCCUCUGUUCCAGAGUAUCGCUAUUCCCAGAGUGCCCCGGGCUCCCCUGUCAGCGCCCAGCCGGUGAUCAUGGCUGUCCCUCCCCGACCUUCCAACUUAGUGGCUAAACCUGUCGCCUACAUGCCAGCUUCCAUAGUGACCUCACAACAGCCCUCAGGCCACGCCAUCCACGUGGUCCAGCAGGCCCCCACCGUCACCAUGGUGAGGGUGGUCACCACCUCCGCCAGCUCAGCCAACGGGUACAUCUUGGCCAGCCAGGGCUCCACUGGGACCUCCCACGACACGGCAGGCACAGCCAUGGUGGACCUGGGAAACGAGGCUCGAGGUUUGGAAGAGAAGCCCACCAUAGCAUUUGCCACAAUCCCUGCAGCCAGCCGAGUUAUCCAGACGGUCGCCAGCCAGGUGGCCCCAGGAGUCCCUGGACACACAGUCACCAUCCUGCAGCCGGCCACACCAGUGACUAUCGGGCAGCACCACCUGCCAGUCCGGGCUGUCACUCAGAACGGGAAGCAUGCUGUACCCACGAAUAGCUUGACUGGCAGUGCUUAUGCCCUCACCAGCCCCCUGCAGCUCCUGGCAGCCCAGGCGAGUUCAUCCACGCCAGUGGUCAUCACCCGGGUGUGCGAGGUGGGGCCUGAGGAGCCUCCAGCAGCCGUCUCGGUGGCCGCUAAUGCCACGCCGACCCCAGCCAUCUCCACUACCACAUCUGCCUCUUCCAGCGGGGAGCCCGAGGUCAAGAGGUCCCGGGUAGAGGAGCCCAGUGGGACAGCCACCACACAGCCCACAGCUAUGGCAGCCACCGGCCCUCAGGGCCCAGGGACCGGCGAGUGAAGUGUCACCUGAGGAAGGUGGAGUGAAACUCACGCCACAGGAGCCCCAGGCCAGCAGCUGCAUUCAAGGACCGAGUGGACAAGCUCACGAUGGCCUGCAGCCCUCGUGCAGGUGGCCGCCAAACUCGGACAAUUUCCUUUUUAUCUCCUGUCCUCCCAUGGUUUGAAACAAACACAUAAACGCGUUCAGACAGCUUGAUUGUACGACUCUGGGGGUUCUGUGUGUUUCUUUACCCUCUCGUGCCAUUGCCUCCCCCCAGUUCUUCGGGGAGAAGGUCUAGCCCAGCUCCUCAGGAACGGAUCCCAGGCAGCGCUCACAAGAAGAGCCUGAGCCCCAGGACUGGACAGCAGUACGGUGCAAACCCAGGCUCCUCUCUCCGGGAGUUGGUCUGCGGACUUCCUGUUUGUGACUGAUCCGGGAAUAGACCAGAAAACAGAACAGCAGGAACUUCCCAGCCACAAGCUAGAAUACAGAGCCCUCUCCCCAAAAGUGACAGAGGUUGUGGCAUUACUUGGGGUCAGGGAGGUCUACUUUGGCUUUGGACCCUAAAUAUUUCUUUCAGCUAAGUAUGGAAUCUGGCCUCCUCUCAAACCUAAGACACACAGAGGGGCCAUGUGUCUUUGAGGUUCCCUUUUAUAGGCAGCCAAGCAACACCAGCUCCGGGCACUCGUCCACACCAGCCCCUGGUGACCAUGCCGCUCUCCCCGAUAACUCCAAGAAGGACGGGCGGCUCCCAUGUUGAUGUAUCAAAGGGAUUUAGGUUGAAAUCAGUACAGGGCCCGUGCCCAAAGCACUGAGUGAGUCCAGAGCUGCAAGCUACAAACGGAUAUCCAGGGAAUCCUGAGCCAGCUCCAAAGGAAGUCGGUCAGCCGCUCGCUCAGCGGGGAGGAUGAUGGUACGUGCGUGCCAGCAGAAGACAGCAGCGGAUCUGUGUGACGAUCUCCUCACACCGUCUCCUCCCUCCCAGGCCCCCAUUCCAGUUUCCUGAGAACCCCAAGACCUGUCCAGUUUGAAAAUGGAAACCCUCUUUUCUACCUGAAGCUGGAGUCUCGGCCGUUACCCUCCGGAAAGGAAACUACCUCUCCGGACAGCAGUUGGUGCCAAGUUUGAUUACAGUGCAGCAAGAACCAAAGCAUGGAUGUCAGCUGAGGACUUGGACUCCUGGGGAAGGUCCCUUUGCAUGCCAGACAAGUGACCAACAGCACUUUAACAUACACACCAAGUCUCAUGAGCAGGAGCCAUCAAACGUUCCCCUCUGUGGGAAUGACAGUUGGUUUUGUAGAAGUAGUCGUGGGGGCUGUGCGACGUGAGACUUGAAGGCAGCCAGAAACUCAGUGUUGGUCCUGGAGGGCGAGCCAUAGGCAGCUUGGACAGAGAGCCCCAGGAGAGACAGCCCUGUCCUUGCUAUCAGACCACCCACCAGCCAGCCGCCUUUGCCGGGAGGGACUCCAGACCUGGAGGCUGUGGUCCCAGGAGAGCAGAUGCCCAGGUUGGCUAAGUCCAAGGUCCGCUGUAUGGCCUCUGCCGUUGAGGCCGCCAGUCCCCACACACGUCAGGGACCAGUGCAGUGGAGCACCUGUCUCCUCCCUUGAGCUGUCUUCCAAGCUCCCCAGCCAGUCAUUUCUGCAGUACUGAGCUUCAAGCCGGAAGUAAGCUGUGUUUUGGAGGCCUCCUGCCUGUGGCCUGGGAGGUUUCAGAGAAGUGGGGCUGGCCUGAGAGUGGCUGGGGGAGGGUUUUCAAGGUGGACCCGCCCCUCAGAGUAGGCAGAGGGCUCUGUCUCCCAUCUCCCCUCUGUACCUGGCAUGAACUUCUGUGUGCCUGGCGUGAGCGUGGGGUCAGGGAAGAACGAAAGGUGUGGAGCUCUGAGUUGCCUAGGGAACUGAGGUGACAAGGGACAUUGGUGCCAGCUGCUGAUCUUCCCCUCCAUCACCCUUUACUCUAAAGCUGUCCAUGGUGACCCUGUAAGGCAGAUUAAGAUUGUGGAUGGUCAUGGUAGGCACUGGGUGCAGCCCCUGCAUGGAACUGUGGGUCACCUAUCACCACGUCUGUCAUCGGGGCUCCUCAGUCUGGCCCUGAGCAGGUUGCUGUCCUGGCUCCUGAAACACUGCGGACGCCAUGCUCUGAGGCACCCCAUUAACAGGGGUGGAAGGAUGUGGAGAGAGUGGGAGCACACACUGUCCCAGUACAUGGUCUAAAGGCCCAGCGGGACAGCCUGAGCUACAAAGGAGGAGGCUAGUCUGGUGCUGCUGCUCUGGGGAGUGGACUUGGUCAUCCACUGGGCAGCACUCCUGGCUUGUGCCAGCUUCUGCCCACAGCCCAUAGCCGUUGACCCCAGAUAGCCAGUGCUCAAGAUCAGGGGCACAUAGCUAGCCGGAACGUGCUCCCGUGAGCUCUGCGCCACCAGGUCACCUGUGGAGCUGUGGGCGCAGGAGCCAGGACGCCAUGUCCCUGCUGUGUGGCCUGUGGCUGGUAGCCCUGGGUUGGGGGAACUGUUCAGGGACAGAUGUGAAGCUUGGUGACCUGUUCCCAGGGCACAGAGGGUCCCUGGUCUCUGGUACGGCUUCAUCUGUGCAUGUCUUGUUGGUAAGUGUUCCCUGGUAGACCAGGAACCUGACUGUCCACACGUCCUCUCUCCUGCUUCACAUCCAGUACUCCCCAGACACGCACAUGCUGCAGGCCUAGGAAGUCACCAUGGUGACCAGAAGUAAAGAGGCCCUCCCUGCCCCCUCGCUCUGUUAUUUCUCCCCAUCCUCCUUCCUUCCUCCUUCUCUCUCCCUCCCUCUCUCUGCUUCUCCCUUCCCCUUCUCUUCCUGUCUUCCCCUCCGUCCUCCUUGCCUCUUCUGCCUUCUCCCCCGCCUCAGCUUUUAGCCUGGCAUCCAGGGCAUGAGAGACAUGUCUCUACCAUCAUCUCUUGGAGCCUUGCCUUUGAGCAGGGUGGGGUGUCUGGCUUACUGUCAUGAGGAAGUCCCAGGACAUGCCCCCUGCUUUCUGCGUCCUUACAGUCUAGGGACUUAGCCCCUCCCCUCCCCAGCCCGCAGCACCAGGCCUGCCAGGCUUGAGGUAGCAGGAACUGUUCAUCUUUCCUCUGAAGAGGGAAGGCCACCUACAGUAUUCUGCGAGAGCCAGGCGAUGGGUCAGUGUCUUCCUUUAGAGACAGGAAACCCCUUGGGCAGUGGUAAAACAGUGUAAGGUGGGGUAUGAAAGUUAGUGACAUGCAAGAAGGAAUCCUUCCUCAGAGAGAGGAACAGGUGAUGGGUAGAACAUUACUGUUCUUCUUCCAAAUCCUCAGAUUUCCUGUCAGGGGACCCACCCUGGGCACCCUGCUCACCCAGUCCCGCCCCAUCUGAACUGUGCAGUGCCUGCUUAGAAUAAGUCAGAAAGGGAUGUGAGACUCAGUCCUACUGAAAGAUUCCUCAUGUGUGGGAACCAUCGCGUCCUGAUCAGGAGUGGCAAAGUCACCACAGAUGGCCACAGGGUACUCCUCGUUUCAGGUCAGGGUGACAGAGCAGCCUCCUAUAUCCUCGCCUCCGCUCUCUCGCUCCCUCGCUCGCUCGCUCAGAAUACCUCUGCUUAGAAGCAAUAUUAUAAAGGAUAAGUCGAGCUGUUCCAAAGAUCAAGAUCGCCAUUGCAGACAGCGCUUUCCCCCCAGAGCCUCUGAGGGGGCGUUGGCUUGCCUGGUGGGGUGGGUGGGGCUGGAACAGAGCAUCACCAAGGCCUCCCCCGGGCUUGUUGGGCUCUGGGGUUUUGUUUGUUUUGUUUGGGGUUUGGGUUGGUCCUGUGUGGUGAGAGCUAGGCCAGGGCUCUACCGCUGAGUGACACUCCCAGCCAUUUUGAUUUUUUUUUUAAACUUGAGAUGGGAUCUCAAAAAGCUGCCCAGGCUGGCCUUGAACUCCCAGUCCUCUCGCCUCAGCUUCCUGAAUUUCUGGGGUGAUGGGCCUACAUGCUGCCAUGGCCUAGUGCUGUUUGCGGUUUGUCUUGUUUUUUUGUUUCUGUACCAAAAGCUGCUACACUGGUGACACAGCAGGGUGUGGCCUAGGUAACCUCCAGACUGGCAUAUGGCACCCUCUUCCCACAGCCUGGGGACUAAAGACUUGUUCCUGGGGUUGUCACUUCUCUCUGCCCUCCCCGUCCCUAACCCCGGAAGUCAGAGCUGCUCACUGCUCGGCUGUGGGUAUGUUUGAGCCAAGCACAGAUGUCUCCUUAGGGAGACUCCUCCUGGUCCCGGCUGCUGGUCCUGCUGCUCCUCUGCUGUUCUCCACUGCUCCAAGCUUCCCUUGAGGCCUCAGCUUUGCUGCUGCAGGGAACAUUCUAGAACCGACCCCCCCUGGGGUCAGGGCACAGGAGCCUGGGCAGGGCUGUCCCACAGAUGAGGCCAGCCACAUGCCUUCUCAAGAGGUGCCACCUGGGCGUGAGGCUGGACAGAGGCUCCUCGGACAGGUGGACGGAGGGAGUGGCCCAGUAGAGAGAGAGAGCAGUUUGGCAGGCGGGAAGGGGGAGGUGAGCUGGUGGGCCUGGAGACGGAGGGCUGCCCUACCCCAUCUUAGCCCUCCCAGUGGGUGCAGGCGGUGGUAGAGAGCUGAUCCCUUAAUGAGGAUGUCUGUCUGUCUGUCUCUGUCUCUCUCUCUCUGUCUCUCUCUCUCUCUCUCUCUCUCAAAAUAUUUCGCUCAGAGUGCUUCAGUCCCAAUGAAAAGCGGCAUGUGUUUCUGUACUUGGGCUAAGCUGUCAAACACAGGCUGCCUGGGGUCCCCAGGACCUCUUCCUCGAAGCCCUUAUCUGCACCCCAGCCCCCACCUUGGGAGAGUUAGAGGAUUAGAAGAGCCUGCUGCUUUACCUCUGGAAAUUUCCCUCCCAUAUCAGAAACAUGACUACUCCUACGGUGACUGGUGUGGACGGACCUGGGCCUCAGGCACCCCAAAAGCCUAAGUGUAGACGGUGGCCAGGUGUGGUCCACAACCCCUGUAUGUGAAGCACUUGCCGCAUUAGAGCAACCUCAGCAUUGUCCCGAGUCCCUGGGACUGAUGACCCUGCUAGGAGGAGCUCCGUGACCCACUAAGUUCAUGUUCUCUGUCCUGUAUGUAUCCAAAUGGCACCUUGGCUUCUGAGUCCGAAUCCGCUGGUUUAGAACUUUUGUUAUUUUUAAAACUGGGAAUUCAAAAAUCUAACAUCUUCAGUAUAGUCCCUCUGCUCCAUCUUCUUUUCUUUACGUCCUUCCUGGGUGGGAGGGGCAUUUGGGAUCCCUGAUAAUACCUUAGCUUGAUUCCUGGGCUGGGAAAGGUGGUGGGGGCGGGAAGGGGUGACCCAAGCUGUUUUCCAGGUCUCUCCUUGGAUUCUGCUGCGUUCUGGGAGGGGGAGGGGGCAGCAGCUGUGCACGUGAGAGGGAGGGGCUAAAGCCAAUAGUGAGGUGGUUUCUUUUCUUAACUGAAUGAUAAUUCUGUAAAAGUAAUUGGGGGGAGGGUGUUCAGGGAAUGUAUGUGUGUGUAUGUGUGUGUGUGUAUGUGUGUGCGUGCGCGCAAGCAUGUGUUUGUUUUGUUUCGUUUUUUACAGUGGCUGUCAAGUAUUUUCAUGAUAUGUUUAACACUUAGUGCUUUAAAAGCAGUGGUACCCAAUACGAUGGGAAUCCGAGUUCCAGAGAAGCCCCACCUUAGUGAGCACAGGUCCCACUCUGGAGGCAGGGGUAAGAAAGGCCUGCGGACCCACACACCAAGCAGCAACACCUGGGCGUUCAUUUCAAACGGGAUACAGUAUUUUUUUAUAACAGAACCAUCCUUUUUUUUUAAAAAAAAAAAAAAGUUUUGACACCUGAAUGUGAUUUCUAACUAUUAUUAGAUGUUAAUGUUUUAAAGCUAUAACAAAGUGGAAAUUUCUACUUUCUUUUUCAUUCAUUUGAACUGUUCUUUUAUCUAUUCGGUUGUUGUAUGUGGGUGGGGAAGCUCUGUUUUCUCCUCUUAGCAUUUGUUUCUAUAACCAGAAAUAAAAAUUAUAUAUUAAAGAGA